AUGAAACUCUUCAAAACUUUAGGUUCUGAGUUCACAUAUUUUUGGAAAUCAUUCUUAGAAAAUCUUCCUGAAUGGUUUGCAACAAUAUGCCUUGGCUUAGUAUCAGUCGUUAUCGCUUUAAUGAUUGAACCCAAAGAAAGAAUUGCCUUCUUUGAGAAUUUCAACGAGAGAUAUCCUUACUCAGGUGAAACAUUAGGCAUACCUAUUGUCGCUUUACUGAUUAUUAUUCUUCCAUGCGCAGUUCUUGGAAUUCUAACUUUAGCAUAUCCACGCAGAAUGGAAUUAAACUUAGCAGGAAUGAGUUUGGCCCAAUCAUUGUGCUUGACUCUUUUAAUUACAGAAGCUCUCAAAGUUACUGUUGCUCGCCCACGUCCAAACUUUUUCUCUUACUGCCAAUACGACCAAAAUGCAAAGAAAUGCACAGGUCCAUCAUCACAUAAAAGAGAUGCUAGACUUUCUUUCCCAUCUGGCCACGCAUCAAAUGCAUUUGCAACAGGAACAUGGAUGUGCUUAUUCUUAGGAGAAUUCUUCCAUAACAGUGAAGAAAUCUGGUGGAUAAUACUUCGUUUCAUACCAAUAAUGAUCGCUACAUUCAUUGCUGCAACAAGAAUUACAGAUUAUAUGCAUCAUGUAAGUGAUGUUAUUAGCGGUGUUGUUAUUGGCAUUGGAUGCUCUACAAUAAUAUUUAGAGCUCAGUCAAAUAGAAUCUUCAUGACAAAUCAUAGAAGAGAAGAGCCAGUUUCUCUUCUUUAA
This is a messenger RNA of Trichomonas vaginalis G3, 753 nucleotides long. Its product is annotated as phosphatidate phosphatase protein. Gene Ontology annotation, biological process: phospholipid metabolic process. NCBI's taxonomy places the organism in Eukaryota, Parabasalia, Trichomonadida, Trichomonadidae. The coding region runs from base 1 to 753 and encodes 250 amino acids. The transcript has a single exon. The record is from RefSeq and is a predicted model, not a curated record. Gene Ontology annotation, molecular function: phosphatidate phosphatase activity.